Drosophila hydei is the source of this 1075-nucleotide messenger RNA. RefSeq lists its product as uncharacterized. Lineage: Eukaryota; Metazoa; Arthropoda; Insecta; Diptera; Drosophilidae. The transcript is spliced from 3 exons. Bases 215 to 1075 code for a protein of 286 amino acids. The record is from RefSeq and is a predicted model, not a curated record.
UUCACACUUAAAGCAUUCAUGACUUUGAUAAAUUUGCACAAAGUCAACAAUAAUCUUUGCAUCGGGUACUUUCUAGUCGUGCACUCCCGUCCAUAACACUCCAACUUGAAAUCUGCUUCAGUGGCAUGCAACGGCUGACACCCUUUUGCGAGAUUUCUGGCCCAGUUGCAAGAGUUAGCUGCAGCAGUCGCUGCACACUCUUUGGACGAGCAAGAUGCAACACUUUGUGGCCAGACUUUGGCUGCUGCUAGCACUGAGCCGCUUCAGCAUUACCGAGUGGGUGGAGAUUGCACACUCGCAGUCGCAGCCGCUGGCAACUUCCAGUGGCAAGCAGCUGGCAGUUGAGCGAAAUGCCAAUGGCGAAGGCUUCACCACGCCCAGCGCUGUCUGGCUGGAGUAUCAGCGGGAACGCUUCGGCUUGAGCAACGGUCAGAGCAAUCCUUUGGUAGUUAGCGAUGUGGGCGGCCUGAAGCACAGCGAACAGAUUGUGGUGCCAAACAAUAGCCAGGUGAUUCAUGCCAGGACCAAGCUGGUGGUACACAACAGUUCCAGUAGGCCGCCAGUGGAUGUGGAUCUGGUGGUUACACCCAAAGUGGAAACCACAUCGCGUCGCCAUUCGUCGCAGGUGGAGAGUGCCGAGGAUGUUGAUGGCGUUGUGGAGACAGCCACCGAGCAGUCGGACGGCGCAGAUGAUGGGGAACUGCUUUUGCCCAGUAUGCAGGGUUUUCUAAAAUUUUUGAAAAAAAUGCAAAUCGGCUGGAUUAAGAAGUCGGCACUCAACAUAGAAAAUAAAAUUAAAUUACUGAAGCAGCUACGAGACAAUUUCAUGAAAGUUAUUGAGCAACAGUUCUCGGUGCUGUGGCAGCCAACGGAGCGGCACAGACGACGACGACGCGGCCUGUUGGAUGAAUCCAAUUUAGAAUUUCCACCGGAAGCAGCGCUAAUGAGUAUUAAUUUUUUAACAUUUGCAGUAUUUUUAAUUAAACUAGUGCUGCAAGUGGUAAAAAUAGUCAAAAGCAAACAUUACAGCUUUUCAGGCUUUAACAUUAAUGCAGAUGUUGUUCGAAGUCCAUAG